UCUUGAGACGUGCUUGCGAAUUUAAUUUACGUAUUAAUAAUUCUCAUUAAAAUUAUAAACUAAUAAAAAAAUGGUGAAAAUCACUCUCGAAUUAAUACGAAAACGCUCAGAACACAACGAGGGCGAAAUAUCGACGUUGGAAGAGAUAGCUUUGCAUCAAGAGAAUAUCGAUAAAAUCCAGCUGAUAGAUAGACAUUGCCGAUAUCUGAAGAUCCUCUUGUUGCAAAAUAAUCUUAUAUCAAAGAUAGAGAAUCUGAGUAUGCUGAAGAGAUUGGAAUACUUGAACUUGGCUCUCAAUAACAUCGAGGUUAUUGAGAAUCUGGAGGGCUUAGAGAGCUUGAAGAAGUUAGAUCUCACCGUCAACUUCAUCGGCAAUCUACAGAAUGUAAAAAGUCUCAGAUGCAAUGAGAAUCUGGAGCAGCUGAUCUUAAUGGGAAACCCGUGCGCGGAUUACGAAUAUUAUAGACAAUAUAUUGUGGCGACUCUUCCGCAAUUGCGAGAGCUCGACAUGCAAGAGAUCGAAAGAUCAGAGCGUAUCAAAGCAUUGCAGAUUUACGCGCGAGCACGAGACGACGUUAUCGAGAGUUAUCAACGCUACGAGAAAACCAGGAUAACCGAACGGGCACGUCACAAUGCUGCAGUUAAAAUGACAGAGAUAAAGACGAAUACUGUAGAAGAAGAACAGGAAAAUGAAAAAAUAAAAAACGAAGCGGAGAACGCAAAUACAGAACAGGAUGAUGACGAAGCGGAGAACGAACGUUUCUGGAAACAACCUAGUUAUCAUACGCCAGAAGAUAGAAUUACCAUCGCCGAGCGAUCCUUGAAGAAACAAGAGAUGAAAAAUCGUUUUUCGAAUAAAAGAGAUGAUCGUCCUAAACGUGUGUUGAAAUUGUUCGCUCCAAACGGAAGACCUUACAAUAUAAAUCAAGCAAAAGUGUCGUUCAAGUUAAACGAUGAAGAUGAUCCUAAUUUUGUUAUUCUCGAAGUCUCCGUUUACAGGCACUUAGAUACUUCUUACGUCGACGUCGACGUAAACCCGACUUACGUACGAGUUACCAUAAAAGGGAAGAUUCUGCAGUUGACUCUGCCUUGCGAGGUAUCGGUCGAGAAAAGUAAUGUUCAACGAAAUACAAUCACCGGAAACUUGGUCGUCAGUAUGGCCCGCUUGGCCUCGUGUACAAUAAUCGUAAAAAAGGAUGAAUCGAUGAAAAAGAAAGAAUCCAAAUGCGAAACGAAGAUCCUUACAGUUCGGCCGCCUAUAAUAUCCCGGCGAGCCUUCUUGGAGAUCGGACCAUCCUCGGAUAUUCAUGAUUUUUUGAUGGUGACCAAAGAUCUCGCGAAACGAGCUCAAAUGGAUGAAAAGGAUCUCGCGAAGAAGGAGAAGAAUCUCGAAAAUUUCGAAGACAAUCCAGACGUACCGCCUCUCGAAUAAAUAGAGACAAAGCAAACGAUUGUGACGAAUGAAAAAUCAUCAGGAAUAUUACGACGAUCCUAAAAAUGAAUCAUCGCGUUGAGUCAGGACUUACCUUAAAUGGAUCCUGAAAGUCGAUAUCUUUGGUUUCUUUCAGUCCCAAUGGUAUCAUCGGCAUAAUAGGCUCAACGCUGAAAGAAAAAAAUAGUUCGAUACGAUGUCAUAUAUAUUUGUCACAGAUAUCAGUAAAGCUUGUAAUUCUUUCAUCAAACUUACCCAUCGACAUUUUGAUACAACUCCACCGAGCUGUUUAAUUCGGCAAGCUGUUCCUUCAAUAGCUGCAGAUUUGAAUUGACGAAGCUUAGUUCCAAGGCGACAGUCUCUUUCAAUUUCCUGUUUGUAGUUGCCCUGUAAUGAGAUUAACAAGAAAUGAAUACAAAUGUAAAUGUAAGCGCAAAUGUAAAUUAUCUAUAGAUAUAACUAUUUUAGCUGUCCAGCAAAAUUUUAUUUUACAUUUUUUUAUUUACGACUGUAAAUUGU
Molecule: messenger RNA, 1951 nt
Organism: Nylanderia fulva
Lineage: Eukaryota; Metazoa; Arthropoda; Insecta; Hymenoptera; Formicidae
Source: RefSeq, a predicted model, not a curated record